Molecule: messenger RNA, 2061 nt
Organism: Didymodactylos carnosus
Lineage: Eukaryota; Metazoa; Rotifera; Eurotatoria; Philodinida; Philodinidae
Source: the annotation of a GenBank genome assembly
AUGUCUGCGUCAUCCAGAACAACAGAGGAUGACAAUGAUUUUUCAAUGUCAAAUACAUUUCGUCUUUUUUCUGCAUGGAUCCAUCGUAAAAUCACAGAAUUGGAUUUGAAUAUCAACAAACUUGAAUUUUGGACAAAUCGUUAUACACAGCAUGUACAAAGUAUCUUGCAAGCAACAAAUCAAAACGAACUUACAGUUAAUACAUUAAAAACAGUAAUUUCAUCGAUUGAACAAUUAUAUGCAAAUAAAGACGUUGAAUUUUUGCUAUCUUCAAAAGAAAUGUAUGCAGUCAUACGUUACAACAAAGAACAUAACAUUCUGAUUAAAACCAAAAUUAAUACAUCGUCAAUGAAUAAAGUGGAUUUAUCAAUCGUUGAUUUAAUUAAAAAGGCACAUUCCUGGCUCUUCAAAAAUUCAUUAGAUUUAACCAAAAUUAGUAAUUAUCUUACUAAAAAUCCAACAAUUGAAACAUUCUUUAUGAAUUUAAUGAAUUUAACUAAUAAAAAUGAAUUGAAUUUACUUGGUAUCAUCGAUCAUCUAUAUCUUUUACAAUCUUCGGAUCCGAAAUUUAACUAUCUACAAAAUCUGCCAGAAUUAUCAUUUAUACAUUUUACUUUACCAUUCUAUGAUCUGGACACACAUGAAUUUCAUUUGAAACAAAAUCUAUCUUCAUCGUCAACCACAAACACAACAACAGCUGUACAUUCUGCUACAACUGAUGACAACAGAAUAACAACAGCAAUAGAUAAUGAACGAGAUUCACGCUCUUCUAGUCCGAACCGAUCACGUCACAGUUCUAUAAGCAGUGAUGUUUCACCAUCUUCACCUCGUCAUCUAUUAUUACCAAUAACAGUCGUGUCCCCAACAUCCCAUUCGAAUCUUAAUAAAACUCCAUUGAUAACAAUGAAUAACAAGAAUGAUCGUCAACAAUCACCUGAAGAUUUAAUUAAUAACGAUAACGGACAAGAAGAUCAAGAAUUAAUUGACAAUGUUAACGAUAUUAGCUCCUCUGCUGAAUUUCAAGAACGACUUCAACGACUAAGAAGUUCUUCAAGUACAGUUCCAUUUCCAGUCCUUGAUCCAUCUACAGCACUAAUAACAAAUCCUUCAACUACUAACGCUGCAGCCACUUCUGCGCGAACUAUUUCUGCUUCUACAAUUACUCAUCAUAUUUUACCGCAACGUCAUGAACUAGAAUCAUCAUUAACACGAUGUAAAUGUACGUACUGCUCAAUGAUCCUAAUUAGCAAUGAACACAGAAGAUUUAACUGCAUUGCCACCAAUACCGAUCCAAUUAAUUCUUCCGAUUCAAACCAAUUUGAAGUUUUAAAUUUAAAAUUUAAAUAUCCAUAUCUAAAUAAAGAACGCCCAUGGUUUGAAAUGUCAACAAUCAAUAUUGAUAAGGACAAUGAGACAAAAUCUUUUAAAUUAAUUCAUUCACUACAACAAACGCAAAUCUCAUCUGCAUCUAUGUUAACAAUGACUAAUAAUAAAAUGAAUAAAAAUGAUCUACCACCUGAAAAUAUAUUCAAAAUCGAACUUAAUCGGAAAAAACGAUUUGAAAAUCAUUUGGCCAUUCUUCACUCACAUAAAAAUAGGAAUUCAUUUCCAUCUUCGUUAUCAACAAUGCCACAUCCAUCAAUCGGCAAUGACUCAGAUGAAUUCAAUAAAGAAUGGAAUAAAAUCUUAAAUGAAAGUCGUCAUCAGUUAAUGGAUUUAACAUUGAAAUACUUAAAUGAUUCACUAACUGAAACAAAUACAAAAAUUGAAUCAUUAUUUCCAUCAAUUGAACCUAACAAACGUUUAGAAAUUGAAUCUAAAGUUAAUAAGGAUUUAGAACCUUUCAUUGAACGAUCUUGGUGUAAAAUGAUCCGUCACACAAUUAAACCGUCUAAACAAAAUGUGGCAAAAACACAACAACAACGACAGUAUAAUGAAAAUGACGACAGUUUUCCUACAAUCAAUCAUUUCAAUGAUAAUCUAACGCAUUCUUAUUCUAAACGAUCAAUUUUGAAAACUUGUCAACAACAACAAAAAUCAAACAGUAAAAAUAAAAAGUAA